Messenger RNA from Penicillium malachiteum, 966 nucleotides. Its product is annotated as sugar phosphate isomerase/epimerase family protein. The record is from RefSeq and is a predicted model, not a curated record. The coding region runs from base 1 to 966 and encodes 321 amino acids. The transcript has 2 exons. Lineage: Eukaryota; Fungi; Ascomycota; Eurotiomycetes; Eurotiales; Aspergillaceae.
AUGUUUUCCAAUCCUCUCGCAAUCACCACUUCCUCCCUUGGCCUCCAUCCUUCUCACACACUCCCAGAGAAGAUCCAAGCUGCCGCCUCCGCCUCGUUUUACGCCAUCGAAAUCGCCUACCAAGAACUUGAAGACUACGCGCUCUCCCAAACUCCCCCCCGUGAGCGUUUAUGUUCCUCUGCAAACAUUACUGUCUUGUCGUUGAACCCGUUCAAGAACUUUGAAGGACAUAACUCACCCCUGGAAGAGCGACUCGAUCGUGCGCGCACUUGGCUCAACAUCGCCGCUAACUUGAAAACCAAGUACAUACAAGUACCCUCGCAAUUUGAUAAGGAGCAGAGCUCAGGAGACUGGACACGCAUGGUGACAGAUCUUCAAACGCUGAGUGCCUUGGCGGCUUCGUACUCUGUCGAUAUUGCAUAUGAGGCUGUCGCUUGGGGUACCUACAUCGAUACAUGGGAAGAUUCACUCCGAAUGGUCCAAGACGUGAACCGAGAAAACUUCGGUCUUUGUCUGGACGCUUUCCAUAUAGCUGCUCGGGUGUGGGGUGACCCUACAGUUGAGAGCGGUAUGCGUGAAGACGCCGAUUUGGCUCUGGCGAAAUCACUUGAUCGAUUUGUUGAAACUUGUCCCUUGGACAAGGUAUUCUAUGUUCAGCUCUCCGAUGGUGAGAAAUUUGUCCCUCCAUUGCAACCGGGGCACCGGUUCUAUCAAGAAGACUUUCCGCCGUCCCUAUGUUGGUCACGUAACAUGCGCCCGCUUCCCCUUGAAGAGCAUCUAGGCGCGUAUCUUCCUGUGACAGAUAUUGCUCAUGCAUGGUUGAAGAGAAAGGAAUGGAAAGGUGUGGUUUCAAUCGAAAUAUUUGACUGGAGGAUGAGGGAUGAAUCGAGGCGACCAAAGGAGAAUGUCAAGCGAGCUGUUCAGUCUAUGGAAAAACUGUCCGCUAUACUGGAGAGGCCGGAAUAG